UGGAAUUUCAUCGCGCGAUUUUGCAGUGAAUCGAUGUUAAAAAUUCCUAAAUUUAGUGAAAAAUAAAAAUUUAAAACAUACUCAACAUUUUGCUACCAAGUUUUUAAGGAUCUCUGACCUUUAAGCGGAGUUGAACUACUUUGAAUUUUAGCCUGGUGACGAAGUAGUUUCAUCAAAAAUGAGCGCAAAUGCGCUGGGCGGCGUUGGAAAUCAGACGGCGCUUCCGAUUACGACGACAACUGUACCGCCCGCACAAGAAAACAUUGGUGAGACGGUGGAGCCACUGGAGCACAGUGAAUCGCAAAUUAGAAUCAAUGAACGAGUAGCACCAGCUACAAUAAGCAGCGCUAAAGCUAUUGGAGGUGGAAAAAAUGUUAAUGAACGCAAAACAACGUGUGCAGUAUCCUCCAACGUCGAAGAGAAACUGCGUAAUGAGACGGAUUCAAAGGUGACUGAGCUACUGGGUUCUGUAAUAAUGCAUAAUUGUCCAGGGACGCGUGCUAGUGCACGAGUCAUUCAAAAAAUGAAACAAGAUCAGACACGACCUUUAUCACCACCACCAAAUGAACGCGAUCAUCAGAAACGCGAUGAAAAAACAAUACACAAAACUCCGUCACAAUUGCGUAGUAAUAAGCCGACGUGGACAAAUUUAGAGCGUAAUCAUUUUUUCGAUGCUCUAAACGAGUUUGGCAAGGACUUCGAAGCUGUAGGCAAUUAUAUAAAUACAAAAUUAAAACGCAGAAGCUCUGCAGAUGGGGCUUUUAAAACGAAAGACCAAGUGCGUCAACACUACUAUCAAACCUAUCACAAGAUUUGCAAGUACAUAAAAUUCUCUGAUGAGGUUAAGAAGCCUGUCCAGGAGUUGUAUGCGCUUAUUAAUUAUGGUGAAAUGCGACGAAAACUUCAAUUUGUAAGCGAUAAGCAAUUUAUGAAAUUGCGAAAUCUUGUGUACCAAGGUCACAUAACUGUGCGUUACAAGGGUAAGAAUUUGCGCAUUAAAACACCAUCAUGUAAGGCACUGCGAAGGCUGAACCAAUUAGACGACUCCCUCGAGGAUAUUCGUCUACCAUCAAAAAUCGAAGUGAUUGUCAGCCCUGCUACCAUGGAAGCAUUCGGACGCGUUCAGACUGUCGCUCAAAACCCUCGUGUUCGCACCACUGUGCCACUUCAUAAGAAACUUGUCAAUUUUAUUAAAACCUUUCAAUUAAAAUGGAAAAGCGCCGAUCAAAAACUGGCAGAAGAAGAACUGAAAUUAUUUCCAUUACUUAGUGCUGCAGCAAACAUUACACAUUCAGCAGAGUGUAAUGGUGUGCAGUCAGCAGAUAACACUGAGAAAAUACCCGCCUUCCAAGAUCCUGAAAUGUGUUUUUUACCCAAACCAGGUGUUGCUAUACAUCGCCCAUUAUUGAGCAUAACGGAAUACCUUGGUAGUGGAAAUAUUUGUCUUACCGCUUAUGAGGAACGUAUGGGUGUUAAAGUGCGUGGUGAAACACUUUUUCAGGAAAGAGCUGCUAACAAACGGCCACGCACGGAAAGCGGAUCAGAAAAGCGAUCGCCUGAUUCGAAGAAAAAUAAGCAAAUAAGUAGUCCGCCAUAUGAGAAAGCUGAUUGUGAAGGACAUAUUGGUGAUGCAGCGGUUAAAGAAGAAAUUGGCAUAACGCCAGAUCAAGAGUUGGGCCCACAUAAAGGUGAAAGCAGCAGCGAUGAGUUGAGUGAUGAAUUGCAUGAGUUGUUGAAUGCCGAAAUGGAUGACAAUGCGCACAUCAAGGAGGGGCCUGAUAAUUCGCAAGAGGACUUAAAGUCAACCUUAACUGCAAGUGACACAGUAUACACGACAAAUUCAAAUCCCCACACUUCCAAUCACAAUCAACACACUACCGCCAAUCAGACGCGUAUGCGACGAAACGCUAAUACGCGCGGUGCUGGACGCACCAGUGCACCCAAUUUUAGGCCACUCAUCAGUGAGGGAGUUAUACGACGCAUACGAAAGGGCUGGACCGUUUCAACUGCGGCAGAUAUAACCAUCGGGGAUCUUUAUGUGGUUCUGGGGCAGGAUUCUAAGCUCGAACUGGAGUACUACUGGACAGAUAGGCAGCAACAAGCGCUACCGAUUGCGAACGGUGCUAGCACAAGUACUGCUGUGAAUAAUGCAAACACCAUAAAUGGCACCGGUGGCUGCAGCGUGGCACUAGUUGGAAGCAGUAGUCCAAACGCUGCGACUGUACUUGAUUCCAUGACGCAGUCGGAUACAAAACUUUUCAUGCAAAAGCAAAGUGGUAUGCCGUACAAUCCAAAUGAAUGCGAUGAUCAUGAACUGCUUAAAUCACUUUCUUCCGCUGGCGUUGCAAAUAAACUUAAGCAUCUGCUGUUGAUUGCCAAUUUGAGCGAAAGAAUGCGUAAACGACAGUGUUCCUGUGGACAUAUAUGUGAUCGUAAUGUAGCAAAAACAAGACUGGAGCGCAAUUUGGCUACAAAGACCUAUGUCUCCGCAAAAACGUUUUCCACCAAUAACCCCAACGAGACCAAUACCGUUUUUCGACAGCCAGUGGUGCCUAUACGACGUCCGCUAUUCAAUAUGGAUACUGUGAAACAGUUGAAUCCAAUGUCUCGCCAAAAACAAUCAAUGCGUCAAGUGCUGGUUCAACGUAUGCUGCUACCUGGUGGUAAUACUGGCAAUCAGACUUAUGAUCUUUUAAAUGUGAAAAAUUUCGAAAACCCUCGAAAAAUGUUUGAAAAUGUAUCAGACACGACACAAAGCGUGGUCGAAGAAUCUCAUGCGACCCAGCAAAAUGACUCGCAUAUGACCAGUGCAGUCAUGGAAACCACAGCAGCGCAUACAAUACAUUACAAUCAGACGCCAAUUAGUACUUCCGCGCCUUUUAAUACAUUUACAAAUCACUAUGACGGUGACGAUGCAACUAGUAAUGUGGAAGAGACGGGGCUGCUGGAGAAUAACCCCUCAACUUCCGCGGCUUAUGAAAUGACUGAUAUCACUGCAAACAACGUUGAUGUUGCUCACAUUUUUGAAUCUUCCGGACUGGAUAAUGCAGACAUGUCGCUUUCAUCCUCAUUUCCCGACAGCGCCUUUGAUGAAUGUACAAAUGCAAAUUCUUUCAACGGUAUGACACCCACUCAUUUGCUACGAGAAUCCACUUCGAAUUCCCGUUGGCUUGAAGACAAUCUUAAUGAUUUCUCCUUAACUAGUCUGCUCGGCCACUUGGACGAAAUCAAUACAAGUCGUGAUAUUUUGGACCCCUCGUCGAAUUUAUCGGUCAUCAGCGAGAGCAGCGUCGAUUAUAUGCAUAAGUUUCAAGAGAUUACUGCCUUAAUGCAGAGCCAGGAUAAAGAUUAAAAACUUUAAAAUGAAUUUAAGGUCUGUAGUUCGUUAGCGGGUGUUCCAGACUAUUCGCAGUUUGUACGGAUCUGACCAAACUAAAUAGAUAUUAGGUAGUUAUAGCUCCAACACCAAUAGAUUGUAAGCACUAACUUAUUAUUAUUAUUUUUUUUGUUUUUACCUUUAUUAUUUAAUUUUGUUUAAGCAGCGAUAAAUAAGUUUGAAGCAUACACACCCUAAUACACACAUGCAUGCAUAUAUUAGCACGUAUUUAUACACAUACAUCUCUAUACAUAUAUAUAGUUAUGAACAUGCUCAUUUAGAGACACGAGUCUAGAAAUUAUUUUCCUUCAUAUAAAAAUUUUUACAAAUCAAAUUAAAAAAAAAAAAAUUAGAAAUAACUAUUAAUUUGUGCUUUAAUCGCUUUACUCAAAAUGAUUUAUUUAUUUUUCUAAAUUGCAAGCUGUUUGUUAUCUAGUAACAUAACUUACAAUUUUCCUCAUACAAAAUAGUAUACCAUAACAUACUUGUAAUUUGUAAGCCAACAUUGUGAUUUUCGCAUUGUGAUUUUCGCUGCAGCUACACUCAAUGGUUUAUAUAUGCAUAACUGUAUCGAUAAUUUUAAGUACAUAUUUGCUUGAAUUGAGGAACUCUGUGAUUCCUUUUGUUUUGCAUUCUUUGUUGUACAUUUGCGUUUUGCAGGUACCUAAUUCGGAGUAUAUUGAUUUGCAAGGGUAGAGAUUGGCAGAUGUUUCAAGUAUUUAAGGAUUAACUCAUGUUUUGUAUUCAUUUUCGCAAAUACACGCAAACAUUCAUAGUUCGUUUUAAGUAGAGUUGGCUUCCAGGUUGUAGAAAAAAAUAUUACGUUUAAUGUAAAAAGUAACGAAAAGGAACUACAUCAAACUAAACUAAAUAAAAUAUUUCUAAGUUAAAAGUUUUAGAAGUUUGUUAAUUAGUUUGCUAUUCCCCUGUUCGGUUUGUGGAUAAUAUUCCUUAGCGAUAUUUAAGUGUAACACAUGUACGCAUUGAAAUGUAUUAUUCGAGAAUGUAUUAUUGAGAUCUAUAUAAAUUAUUAAUUAUACAUACAUACUAUUCGUUCUUUACUAAGUUGACUACAAAAUAGUUAUAGAUAAGCACUCAUCCUAUGAAGCAAUUAGUCGUUAAGUUGAAACUUUAAAAUGGCCAUGACGAACGCGUGGCAGGUGGUGAACACGAUAACCAACUAAACUCAAAUAUAUGUACAUAUAUGAAAUGAAAAAAAAAAAAAAAUAUUUUUAAUAAUCCCAUAAAA
Messenger RNA from Rhagoletis pomonella (apple maggot), 4625 nucleotides. It is a transcript of the gene crm, whose product is annotated as protein cramped. The record is from RefSeq and is a predicted model, not a curated record. The transcript is spliced from 9 exons. Gene Ontology annotation, molecular function: chromatin binding. Gene Ontology annotation, biological process: pattern specification process. The coding region runs from base 179 to 3352 and encodes 1057 amino acids. Gene Ontology annotation, cellular component: nucleus. Lineage: Eukaryota; Metazoa; Arthropoda; Insecta; Diptera; Tephritidae.